AUGUGUUGCUUCGGGCCACCACGCGGAGCAUACUAUCGGCCGGACGUCGUGCCUAUGGGCCCGCGCCCGGUCGUGAUGGGUCCUCGUCCCAUGAUGAUGCCACGGCCCAUGAUGAUGCCGCGGCCCGUGGUGGUGGCACCUAUGGCGAUGCCGCGUCCCGUCUACGGCGGCGGAGGUAGACACCACGGCGGAGGAUACGGCGGUGGCUAUGGAGGUGGAUUUGGCGGCGGAUACGGAGGCGGAUACGGAGGCCGGUACGGCGGUGGUGGACGCAUGGGUGGUGGACGGAGAUAUUAA
Molecule: messenger RNA, 297 nt
Organism: Sporothrix brasiliensis 5110
Lineage: Eukaryota; Fungi; Ascomycota; Sordariomycetes; Ophiostomatales; Ophiostomataceae
Exons: 1
Coding region: 1-297 (98 amino acids)
Source: RefSeq, a predicted model, not a curated record